Molecule: messenger RNA, 3442 nt
Organism: Astyanax mexicanus (Mexican tetra)
Lineage: Eukaryota; Metazoa; Chordata; Actinopteri; Characiformes; Acestrorhamphidae
Product: trifunctional enzyme subunit alpha, mitochondrial-like
Exons: 1
Coding region: 16-1122 (368 amino acids)
Biological process (GO): fatty acid beta-oxidation
Cellular component (GO): mitochondrial fatty acid beta-oxidation multienzyme complex
Molecular function (GO): enoyl-CoA hydratase activity; long-chain (3S)-3-hydroxyacyl-CoA dehydrogenase (NAD+) activity
Source: RefSeq, a predicted model, not a curated record
GACCAUAUUCUUGAGAUGGCAGUACAGCUCGCGCUCAGUGUUGGGUCUAGACUAGCGGUCUCGGCCAGAAGCACAGCAUUUUUAAAUUCUUUAAAAAAGGGAUUUUGCGUCGCUUCCUUCUCACACGCAGUGUGUUCAGGUUUCUUUAGAAGAGGAUUUAGUGACUUUUCUUCCUCUUCGACCGGUCGAACGCAUGUGGACUGGAAGGCUAAGGGGGAUGUGGCUGUUGUUCAAAUGGGUGAUCCGCGUGCGUUUGCGAACUCAUGGACAGUUCACAUGCAGACAGAGAUGAUGGACGUUUUAGAUGAGAUUUGUGAAAACGACGCAGUUCAAAGUGCUGUAGUGACUUCCUCCAAACCGGGCAGCUUCCUCGUAGGGGUCGACGUAAACGAGAUCCAGAAAUGUGAAACAAAGGAAGACGCACGUCUCCUCUCUCAGUAUUGGCAGAUGAUGAUGGACAAAUUUCAAUACUCCCCCAAACCUAUUGUCGCUGCUAUCGAUGGAUGGUGUGUUAACGGGGGGUUGGAGUUUAUCACGGCCUGCCAAUACAGAGUGGCCACGAAGAACCCAAUGACCAUUUUCGCCAGCCGUGAAACCAGGCUGGGUCUUAUGCCCAGUGCUGGAGGCACAGUAAGACUGACUAACUUGGUUGGACCUUACCGGGCCUUGGACAUGAUGUUGGAAGGUUACGCAAUCCGGGCAGAUGCGGCAAAGAAAAUAGGUCUGGUCCAAAAAGUGAUCGACACUCAGGAUUCUGAUUAUUUGGAGGAUGUAGCUAUAGACAGUGCUCGUGAAAUUGUUGACAAAAUAAUUCCACUCAUUCCACAAAGAAACAACUUGCUGCUGAAAACACAGGAUUAUUUUUAUAGCUUCCCAAAAGUUCGGAAGUUAAUGUUCGAGCACAUGCGGCAGAAAGUGAUGGACAAGGAAACAUUCUUUAAUGCACCCAUAAAAAUAAUUGAGACCGUAAAAACUGCGUUAGAGCAGGGACCAGUAGCAGGGUACCAUGCAGAAUCGAAGAACUUUGGCUUACUAGCAAAGCAAAGCGACACUAAAGCGCUGAUUAAACUGCACCAGGACCUAAUUGCAAUUUAUGAGGAGAAGUUAAUGCAAGAUAUGUAAAUUAGAAAAUAAAAGACUAAUAGUAAUGAUAUUACAUUUUGUUUAUAUAAAGAUUAUAUUUUAUUAUAUUUAGAUUUUAUAGAGAAAAUAAGUGAUUUUGUUUUUGUAUUUACUCUUAUAUAUGUUUUUUUAGACAGUUUAUAAGAGAUUAUAUGUUUAUGUUAUAAAUAUUUAAAAAUGUAUAAAUAUGACCAUUGGCGCAGGAACUGGGGGAAUAUUAGAAACAGGUGGAUUUGUCCCCCCCAAAAAAUGAUAUCAGUUCGCUCACAUCAGCCGUAAUAUUAAUGAGGAGACAGACCGGACCAAUCACAGAGCCGAUUCAGGUAUUAAGUCCCGCCUCUCAGUAGAAACAGCCAAUCAGCUUGCUGGUGGAGGAGAGUCAGUUUGCUGUUGGGGAAGCCCCGCCCCCUCGCUGUGAGAUUUAGCAGCGGGAUCGGGAUGCAGCAGCUUCAGCUGAUUUUAAAACAGAUCUGGAUAUACGGAGAUUUUUCUAAAAGAAAGGUAACGGUAGGCUAACCACGUAAACUGUGAUGAUAUGUUUCUGAUAGCUGGUUAAAAAAAAGACACGUCUCUGAAUAAAAACACACAGAUAAAACCCACUGUGAUUAAUAAACUGCAGCUGUGUUAGUGAGUUAGUUUAACUUCAAUUAGUUAGAUAAAAUAUAUAUAUGUAAUGUUCAACUUGCCCUGUACCUGAUCAGCUAAUCACUAUUUCAUUUUCAAACUUUAUUAAUUUAGUAUUACAGGACUUACUGUGAGCUAUAAUAAACGAAAAUUAAUUUAGCUAACUAGUUAUCUAGAAGCCGGAUAUAGUGGAUAGCCAGAAUGUAGUACUUUAUGUUUGUAGUUAAAGCAGUUUCUUAACCCUGAUCACUGCCCUAAAAUUGUGUUUUCCACCUGAUCCAGCUGAUCAGCUAAUAAACAGUAAUUUACUGAGUUUACCUGUUUAAAUCCUUUAGCCCCCUAUGGAGCUUAAAUUAAUCAGGCAGUGUAUUAAACACAUCAUACCACCACUUUAUUAAAUGCCUUUAAAGCAGAGAAGCUGUAGAAUAUGCAGAACAGUGUUAAUAUGCAGUAGAAUAUGUAAGAACUGGGUUGAGAAACACUGCUGUAACGUGACUUCUGUUCAUUUGUAGUUCACAGUAAGACCACAUGUCCUGACGUUUAUAAAAAUCUGUAUGCAACAUAAAGUUACAUUCUUUUACAUAAAAGGACACCAUCUUAAGAAAAGCUCUCAGUAGAAAAAAAAAGCGCAGGAGAAAGUGUAAAUAUACGACAGAAUUGACAUGCCAAUACAUAAUAAUAAUAAUAAUAAUAAUAAUAAUAAUAAUAAUAAUAAUAAUAAUAAUAAUAAUAAUAAUAAUAAUCAUAAUAAUAACCAAAUCUGUUAUAUAAUUUUAAAUAUUAGGUGAUAACUGAUCAUUUUUGUCAUAUGUAUAUAAUUCAGACAUGAAUUCAUUCAUGCAUAAUUUCUUCCAACAACAGUAACUGUAACAUGGAGUAACAUGUUUAGGUUGUAAAAUCACCUUAUAAUAAUAAUUUACUUUUAAUUAAAAGUAAUUUCCACAAAUGUUGUUCUAGGACACUUGCAAUAUUAUUUAUCAUUUAUUUAUAUUAGUUAUAAUUUUUCAUAGUAUUUUAAAGAUGGCCAUUUUAAAUAAAUGAUUUUUGAAUAAUUUGUUUCUUAUUAUAGGGUGGGCUUGGGUUCAUAUUGGCAAUAAUUUGUUUCUAAUUAUAGGGUGGGCUUGGGUUCAUAUUGGCAAAUGUGUCCCCCCCCAAUAUCAAGCCCGCUCCUACGCCCUUGAAUAUGACCCAUGCGCGGUAUACAACCGCGGUCUUGGUUUUAUUGGAUAACAAUUAGAUUUUCUUGUUUUAUAGGACUUUGAAAUCUGGUUUAUGCAAAAGCGAAUAGACAUUCUUCCUAAUUUUGGUAUCCAAUUACGCCAAGAGUAUACAGUAAAAUCACUUGAUAUGCAUGACAUGAUAUGCUGUGAUAUGAUAACAAAUUGAUUUGCUUAUUUAAUAUGACUUCAAACGUUUCCAAAACGUUACACUGUUCUUCAGAUAAGCGGUAGUCUUUCUGGUGUAUAUUUGUGGAUUAGACCUCGUUAAAUCAUAUUUAUUUAGGUGUAAAAAAGCGGAUGUCUUAUCAAGUCUUGUCAUUUAUUUGCCCUAAAAAAGGCCUUCAAAUCUUACUGUAAAUCCUUUGAAUUUAACAUUGUUUUUGUGUGCUUUUUGCAAUUUUAAUAUUUUCAUAAUUUUGUCUCUGGUGGUCUUAAAAAUCAUUUAUUUGCACAAACAGGGGCAAAGCAGCCUGGCA